AUGGAUCGCUGGUUAGCAACAGGGCAACUUGAAAGAAGCGAGAGUAGUAUUACAGAUACAGAAUCUACAAGUGAUCAUCCUGUUGCCAAACAAAAAAGAAAGGUCCGGCGAAAGUACAGCCAUGAGUAUCUGGGGUUGGGGUUUCAUUGGACUGGCUCCGAGGCUGAACCACUACCGCUGUGUCUGGUGUGCUUGGAGACACUGUCAAAUGAGGCUCUGAAGCCGUGUAAACUACGCCGUCAUCUGGAAACAAAACAUGGAAAGUAUGUCACCAAGCCUCUUCAGUUCUUUGAGAACAAGCUGAAGGAAUAUCAGAGCAAGAAAAAAGUAAUGGAAGGUCGGGCUAUGGGCAAUGACAACGCAAUUGCAGUGGAAACAUCGUACCUGCUGUCCGAGCUAAUCGCUAAGACCGGAAAACCACACACUGAUGGCGAAACUUUUCUUCUUCCAGGUACUAAAAUUAUAGUGGAGAAGAUGUUGGGAGAGAAGGCAUUACAGCCUAUUAAACUCAUUUCACUGUCGGACAAUACUGUCAAACGCAGAAUUGAUGACAUGGCAGACAAUGUGCUAGAUCAGCUGAUACAGGACGUGAAAGCAAGCCGUUUCUAUGCCAUCCAACUGGACGAAUCGACUGACAUUGCCAACUGGUCCAAAUGUGUUGGGCUGAGCACUGAUGGAGCGCGUGCGAUGCUGGGCCAGCACAGCGGAGUAGUCAGUCGAGUGAAAGCGGUGGCCCCUCUCGCCAGCUCUGUCCACUGCAGCAUACACCGCGAAGCCCUGGCUGCAAAGAAAAUGCCACUGGAGCUAAAGACUGUUUUAGACCAAGCAGUGAAAGCCGUGAACUUCAUCAAGAGCCGUCCACUGCAAUCACAUUUAUUUGGCGUGCUCUGUGGAGAGAUGGGCAGCGAUCACAAGCAGCUGUUGUUACACACUGAAGUGCGGUGGCUGUCCAGGGGCAAGGUGCUGACGCGCCUGUUCGAGCUUCGAGAUGAAGUGCGCCUGUUCUUCCUCAACUCAAAGUUUGAACUUGCACACUGCUUCAAUGAUUUUGAGUGGCUGGCUAAAUUGGCUUAUCUCGCCGACAUUUUCAGCCACUUGAAUAGUUUGAAUCUAGCUCUUCAGGGGUCAGCUGUCAGCGUGUUCAAUGUCCAGCACAAAGUGGAGGCAACCAUAAGAAAACUCGCGCAGUGGAAGAAGCGAGUCGACCAGGGGAAUUACGACUCCUUUGAAAACAUGUCAGAUUUUCUGACAAAGGAGGAGACACGGCUUCCCAACACCGUGACGAAUGCAGUGAAAGAGCACCUGGAGGGUUUGAAAACACAGCUGCGCGAAUACUUCCCUGCCCUCGACGCGCAGUGCAGUUGGAUCUAA
Messenger RNA from Scomber scombrus (Atlantic mackerel), 1371 nucleotides. Its product is annotated as zinc finger BED domain-containing protein 5-like. The transcript is spliced from 2 exons. NCBI's taxonomy places the organism in Eukaryota, Metazoa, Chordata, Actinopteri, Scombriformes, Scombridae. The coding region runs from base 1 to 1371 and encodes 456 amino acids. The record is from RefSeq and is a predicted model, not a curated record.